UUCCGCAACUUGAAUCCUCUGUCAACCAAACCGUCACGACCAGCAGAACAUCUGAAGAAAAUUUCAUAAUCACUGUUAUGGAACAGGCAGCGGAAUCCCCAAUCUCACCUGGGACAAGCGAGAAAAAGGGGUGUGAUGCCGCAGCUCAUACCGGGCCGAAUCAAGAUUCAGCGACAACUAAUGCCCGUUCACCUUUCAAACUUAGGCAGCAAUGGCACUCACAGCCGAGGAAACUACGCAUAAUUCACGUCGGCGCCGGUGCCACCGGCCUCUGUGCAGCCUUCAAAAUGGAGAGACAGCUCUCAGACUACGAACUCGUGUGCUAUGAGAGGAACGACGAGGUCGGCGGUACCUGGCUGCAGAACCGCUAUCCGGGGUGUGCUUGUGACGUUCCGGCGCACAUAUACACCUAUACCUUUGAGCCGAAUCCUCGCUGGAAGUCCUACUACGCCUAUGCACCAGAAAUUCAAGAGUACUUUGUCAAUUUCUGUGACAAGUACGGUUUACGCGAGUAUAUCAAGUUCAACCACGAGGUACUUUCUGCUGUCUGGCACGAGGGGGAAGGGCAGUGGAAAGUGCAGAUCGCACACAAUGGACAGGUCUUCACAGACUGGUGUCACGUUCUAGUCAAUGGGUCAGGGCUGUUGAACAAAUGGAAAUGGCCCGAUAUUGAAGGACUUCACUCUUUCAAGGGUGCCCUUAUGCACUCGGCCGAGUGGGACCGUGACUACGACUACGCCGACAAGCGUGUGGCCGUGAUUGGAAACGGGUCGUCGGGGAUACAGAUCAUUCCACAGUUACAGAAGACUGCCGCUCAAGUGAAAUGCGUCAUGCGUGGAACCACUUGGGUAGCACCCCCCAUGCCUCGAGUUCCUGUUGAUGUUUCGGAAACCGGCAAGGAUGCCAAGUUCGACGACGAGGAAGCGGUGCAUCCAAAUACAGGACAGUACUUCUACACUACCAGAGAGGUUGAAUGUCUGGUAAAAGAUGCAGACUACCACCUGGACUAUCGCAAACGGAUUGAGUACGGCAUCAAUGCGAACUUCAGUAUAUUUUACAAAAACUCGGAAGCCUCCCGACAGGUAGAGGCGUAUAUGCGGGCCGAGAUGAAUCGGCGACUGCAGAACGAUCCGGUUCUUACAAAGAAGUUAAUCCCUACGUGGGAUGUAGGCUGCAGGCGGCUGACACCCGGAGACGGCUUUCUUGAGGCCCUCAUCAAGCCAAACGUCGAAUGCCUCUUUGGAGACAUUGCCCGGGUGUCAGAGACUGGUAUCACCAUGACAAAUGGGAGCCAUCAUGAGGUGGACAUGGUUGUCUGUGCUACUGGUUACGACAUAGCCUGGAAGCCGCACUUUGCGCUGGUGGGCCGCAAGGGUGUAAACCUGGACUCAAUCUGGGGACCAGUACCAAAAUGCUAUCUUGGCAUUGCACACCCAGGGUUUCCAAACUAUUUUGUAAUGAACGGCCCUCGCGCGAACCUAGCAAACGGAACGGUCCUCCCUUGUUUGGAGACGGAGAUAGAGUACGUGAUCCAGGCAGUGAAAAAGAUGCAGUCGGAUCGUAUCAAAUCACUCGACAUCCGGGAACGGGUUGUCGACCAGUUGGAUGAGUACAUUGACGCCUGGCAUGAAACUGGCGUCUUUUCAGGCAGUUGCCGCAGCUGGUACAAGGAUGGCACCGUCGACGGGAAGGUUAAUGUAUGGGGUGGCUCCAGCGUUCACUUCUUGAAGACGCUCAAGACAGCAAGGUGGGAACACUACGAUAUCCAGUAUAUGGAUGAGAAUAUCUGGUCGUUUCUCGGAAAUGGGCGCAUCAAAGCGGAGUGUGACAGCAGUUUCGAGGGUUUGACUGCUUACCUACGGAACUCUGAUUCGACCUGGUCGCUAACU
Molecule: messenger RNA, 1889 nt
Organism: Clonostachys solani
Lineage: Eukaryota; Fungi; Ascomycota; Sordariomycetes; Hypocreales; Bionectriaceae
Source: the annotation of a GenBank genome assembly